This is a messenger RNA of Centrocercus urophasianus (Greater sage-grouse), 1308 nucleotides long. RefSeq names its product testis expressed 47 (gene TEX47). The transcript is spliced from 7 exons. NCBI's taxonomy places the organism in Eukaryota, Metazoa, Chordata, Aves, Galliformes, Phasianidae. The record is from RefSeq and is a predicted model, not a curated record. Bases 1 to 1077 code for a protein of 358 amino acids. Gene Ontology annotation, molecular function: FAD binding; blue light photoreceptor activity.
AUGGGACGAGCGGCGCUGAGCCCAGUGGCACACACUCCUCCAGGGUGGGCUGGGAACGGGCGGUGCAGCGCGGUUAAAGCCUUCCGCCAGGAGAACAGAUGUGCUUGGAGGUGCAUCUCGUCCUCGAGAGGAGAAACGUGGCCGGGCUGUGCCGCCGACGCGUUCAGCUCGGUAUCCAACCCAUCCCCAGGGCCUCGUGUGGCUGCCGGAACUCGCAGCACCUGCCCGAGCCGGAGGCGUGGCCCUGGCGCGCGGCACAACGGCCGUUCCCCGGCUCCGCGAGCGCAGCGCGGCCUCCACCGGCGGCGCCCGGCGCAGGGCCCGGCCAUGGAGGAGGAGACGGGAGCCGUGCGACGCGGCUGUCCGGAGCCGCUGGAGUUGGAGCGGAGGAACCUCCUGUCCGUGCGGCGGCGGCGGCUGCGCCGAACCCUGCAGUGCCGCGUCCCGCUGCAGCGGCUGUUGGUCGUGGCCCGACUCCGCGAGGAGGUGACGGAGGAGGAGGUGGCAGGUUAUCACAGAGAAUUGUUUGAAGACGCGUCAGAAUACCACACAAGAGAACGAGUUUCGGGGCUGCUGCUUCUCAGUUCCAGACAUGUUCUUCAUGUAGUGGAAUCUUGCAGUAGCACAAUACAUUUUCUCAUCCGAGCUCUUGCUUCUCUCCAAAAUCAGGGUCCUAGUGCUCUUCUCCAGGAAAUCAAAGCCCUGGUGGUGGCACACAACAUCCCGAGCAGGCUGUUCGCGAGGUGGGAUGUGGCAGUGGUGACGCCUCCUGCGACACAUCCAGAAGACUCAACGCAAUCACAGUCUAUAGAAGAGGUGGUCGCAGAGUGUCUUACGCUCCUGGUCAACGUGGCAGACUAUGUGCUAAAAUCUGCUGAGGGUGACAGCAAGGCCAGCAGUGACAGUCUGCACACUCUCGCCCCUGAGCUGCUCAUCCCAGCAGAGACUAUUGGCUACUUGUGUAAAGCUGAAGAAUGUUCAAGCCCUGUAGAUUUUCUGAGAAUGUAUUUGAGUCCUAUUCAGCCUGCCCUGGAUUCAGAAGCUGUAUGGCCCGUUCCCUUGCACUUAUCUGCCUGAUGCAGUGUGUUCCCAGCGCUUCUUCUUGCACUCUCCUGCUUCACACAAAUUCAAACACCAAGAUGCAUGGUUUCCAUUGCAGUCCAUGAGGCAGGAGGAGCUGAGCAGCAGCAGCCCCACAGCUGCAGAGCCCAGGGAUAACUGCACUGCUGUGGGUGUGCCCAUCUCAUGGGCUGCAGAAGUGGCCGCAUUAGUGAUGCACUUGAAUAAAUAUACCUUAAGUUGACAAAA